AUGGCAAUGGAUGAGAUGCUUUUCCAUCUCGGACAGCAGGUGCAUCAUUAUCUGCGGCUGAUCAUUCUCAACAGCGGGAUAUUUGAGCCCCCUAUCCCUCUCUGGUGCCUCCAAGCUCUCCUUCUGGUGCAAGCUUAUGGAAAGAUGAUCUCUUCACGGAAAAAUUAUGAGAUGGCGCAUAUAUUCCACGGAACAAUCCUCACCAUGAUGAAAAGAGGAAGUAUCUAUCUCACAGCUUCCACUUCGCAGUCAACCGAGCCCAAUGAGCUCCCCCAGACAAGCUGGCACCGCUGGAUAAGCGAAGAAUCUUGGCGUCGGACCGCGUUCUUCGCGUUUGUCAUGGAUGCCCAACAUGCCUGCGUAUUUGGACACUCUCCCGUGCUCUCAGUGAUUGAUAUGCGGAUCGCGCUCCCUUGCCUUGAGUCGAUAUGGGAGUGUCCUUCGGCAGAGUCAUGGCAAGCGCUGAAUCGACCCGAAAUGGCUCCAUCGCUCUUUUUACCGACGCUCAAGUCCCUGCUCCGGGAGAAUGUGGUCCCACCGCACUGCAGUGAAUAUGCGCGGUUCGUGCUUUUGCAUGGGCUGAUGAGUCUACAGACUCAUCUUCAGGCCGGCUCACGUUUAACGCUUGGGAUCGAAGUGGGGAAACUACACGCCUAUGCGAGGACGCAUGAUUCUCACCAGCCUGACUGCCCAGGUAGUAUUGGCAGCAGCAGCAGUAAUAGCACCCCCAUCUGGGCAAACACUGUCGAUGCAGCCCUGGACACCUGGUCCACAUCUCUUUUCUCCCUGCAGCCAUCGCUGUGCCUCGAAGCGGCCCGGCCCUUGCACCGCGUUGCACAGAUUACCCUACACGUUAGUGUACUCGAUAUCCACACCCUCGCCAUGGACCCGUAUCUCUUGUCCGGUUCAUCGCUUCUGAGUACCGAUUCCGGGACCUCGAUCGCUAACACAAACACAACUAAAGCCCUAACACGCCUGCAGCGCUGGGCCCAUACCGAAUCCGCUCGCAGCGCCUGUCGAUAUGCGCUUCUCUUAGUGCAAGAGACUAUGUUCAGUGGGAAGCGCUACUUAGCUCGCGAGGACAACGUCGCGCCGCGGCCGUGGUGCUUAUAUAUUGCAGUAUUGACGCUCUGGGUUUAUGGCCUGAUCACGGAGGGUCCUGCCACGGACGAUGAAACUACUGCUGGGGCCGAGGAAUACAUGAUUCGGAUGACACGCGUGAUGCAGCAGGCUAAUCUGACGAAACCGGUCAUCGGCGGGACGAACCAGAUCGCUGGCUUGAUUCGGGCUGUAAGGGAUGCGUUAACGGGGUGUCGGUGGGAGUUGUUGCAAGAGGCCCAUCUGGUGCUUCGGCGCUUGGGGGGUGAGACUUUGCUUGACGCUAGCGGCGAUGGAAAGACUCUAAUUUAA
Molecule: messenger RNA, 1410 nt
Organism: Penicillium subrubescens
Lineage: Eukaryota; Fungi; Ascomycota; Eurotiomycetes; Eurotiales; Aspergillaceae
Exons: 3
Coding region: 1-1410 (469 amino acids)
Biological process (GO): regulation of transcription by RNA polymerase II; DNA-templated transcription
Cellular component (GO): chromatin
Molecular function (GO): RNA polymerase II cis-regulatory region sequence-specific DNA binding; DNA-binding transcription factor activity, RNA polymerase II-specific; zinc ion binding
Source: RefSeq, a predicted model, not a curated record